AUGCAUUCACGGCCUGCUGGAGCUCCUGCGCUUCUGGCGCUGUCGGCGACUCUCCAGAGAGGCACAGCGUGGUGGGAAGGCUGCUGGAGGAUGACAGCCCUGGCGUCCGCCUGUUGGGCACCCAGCUCCUCCGCGACCUUGUCACGGCCCAGACCACCGCCGAGCUCCUGCGGCCCCUGGACACGUUUGUCCCCGGUCUGUGCAGCGAGGCCAACCCCAGGGUCCCCUUCUCUGGGCGGGAGCACGCGGCCGAGAGCACGCUGCGCACGCUGCGGGCCGGCGCCUGGUCCGCACUGCUCGCCCACGCGGCUCUCGCCUCGCGCCUGGGCGCGCCCUCCGCCCACCGCCGCGCGCUGA
Molecule: messenger RNA, 357 nt
Organism: Auxenochlorella protothecoides
Lineage: Eukaryota; Viridiplantae; Chlorophyta; Trebouxiophyceae; Chlorellales; Chlorellaceae
Exons: 2
Coding region: 1-357 (118 amino acids)
Source: RefSeq, a predicted model, not a curated record